Messenger RNA from Bufo bufo (common toad), 694 nucleotides. It is a transcript of the gene BTG4, whose product is annotated as BTG anti-proliferation factor 4. The transcript has 4 exons. Gene Ontology annotation, cellular component: nucleus; cytoplasm. Gene Ontology annotation, biological process: negative regulation of mitotic cell cycle; negative regulation of cell population proliferation. Lineage: Eukaryota; Metazoa; Chordata; Amphibia; Anura; Bufonidae. The coding region runs from base 225 to 665 and encodes 146 amino acids. The record is from RefSeq and is a predicted model, not a curated record.
AAGAAGCACAGGAAGCUGAGCAAGCAGAAAAUAGAAAAGUUUGCCGCCAAACAGAGACUCUGUAUUAUUUGCAAGGUAUAAACACACUGGUAUCCAGAAAUUCCAUCAAGGGACAAGCUUUUCGAUGCAUAAGAAUAAAUAAGUGUCAGUCGAUAGACUGUGUCUUGGAGGAAGCCUGUGCAGAAAGUGAGGUGGACUUUGAGGAUCUUGGACUGCCGAAGGAAAUGACCAUAUGGGUGGAUCCAUUUGAAGUGUGCUGCAGAUAUGGUGAGAAGAAUAGCCCAUUCACAAUUGCAAGCUUUAUGGGUAAAGAAGAUUGUAAUGUGUCAAAGAGAAUUAGCACCGCUGUAGAUAAAGCCAACUCUGACUAUCACUCUGGGACCUCUUCAGAUGAAGAGCCUCCUAUAAAGGAACCAAAGGCCAUUCCUACAGUGAGCAAUCCCAACAGUAUCUACCAGGCACACACGAAGUGUACAGACUACAGUCAGCCUAUGCAAACUUGGUCCCAGUUUCCUCGGAGAAAGAAUUACCCACAUGAUGGGUAUCGCCAGCACCAGACUGCAGGCUACUAUCCUCAGCACAGAGCUUAUAAACCUUACAGACAGUCUGCUGCAUUUGCAGGUCCUCGCCUUGACCGGUAUCACUGGGUAAACACAAGACGCUGACAGUCAUGUUUUAGAAAAUAAUCCUCUGC